This is a messenger RNA of Serpula lacrymans var. lacrymans S7.9, 964 nucleotides long. RefSeq lists its product as uncharacterized. The transcript is spliced from 2 exons. The annotation marks the transcript as partial. The record is from RefSeq and is a predicted model, not a curated record. Lineage: Eukaryota; Fungi; Basidiomycota; Agaricomycetes; Boletales; Serpulaceae.
AAUGUUCGAAACGCCACUAAUGAAUUUAUGACAUAACGAUUAGAUUUAUUAACGAUGAGGCUAGCAGGGCAAGGAAAAGAAACUGGAACGGUUUCACUGCAGGCAACCGCUGGUUCAUAUUACUGUGGCGUUGAACAUAGUAAAACUAAUAACCGCGGUUGCAUCCACUUUGUAUCCCUGCAUCGUGAUAACGGCAGCUAAUCUACAAAAACAGACAAACUCCCUCCAACUUGGGUCGUCUCACAAGUAGUCCAUAUGCCCUAAACAGCAACUCCCAAGACCGACGAUACUGUAACUUACGCGGAUAAGACGCAGAUUGGGAAAGCCCGGAUAGAGGAGACGAAUCGGGUGAAUGGGUUUGAGCCAUUUUAUACGAAUAGCCGGUGGAACGCAUCAGAACCGUUUGGUGGCGGACAGAAUAUCAGAAAGUUCCUGCGCAAGUGGCUGACUACAGGUGAUCGUCUGUACCGAGAGACGAGAGACAGCAAGACGAUACGGUGAUACAUCGGUGUUGUGGAUGCUGAACGUGAAGGACUCGUGACGAGGAGGAGGAUCGUGUGUCAAUGAUGAUCGUCGAUGAGCGUUGUGUAGGACAGCAGCCCUGGUAACGAACGGGUUGAUCACGAUGGGUCAAGGCGAGUGUCAGUGCGAGCAAAGUAGAAAGUAUACAUAAGAGGCCUAGGAUACGAGAUAUGAUGGUGAGAUGUUGAUGAGGUGGAUAAAGAGCGUGUGUGAAGAAAGAUGAUACAAUGUCGAGCUUGGAGCCGCAUCUGAAAUAUGCGCGGAAAUGGUUGACGACGGGCGCUAUGGCCACGUCGAGUAAGAGCGUGUGCUCCACCCCUGCCCUCGUGCCUAUACUCUGGGCAGUGGCGUAUGCAUGCCUGAACGUGGAGAAGAACGUGGAGAACUGGUACGCUACAGGUGUGCUGGUCGUCGUUGAGCACGGCGAGGAGAGGAUAGGGCU